Dermatophagoides farinae (American house dust mite) is the source of this 1454-nucleotide messenger RNA. RefSeq names its product phosphatidylinositol-glycan biosynthesis class W protein. Gene Ontology annotation, cellular component: endoplasmic reticulum; membrane. Gene Ontology annotation, molecular function: glucosaminyl-phosphatidylinositol O-acyltransferase activity. Lineage: Eukaryota; Metazoa; Arthropoda; Arachnida; Sarcoptiformes; Pyroglyphidae. Gene Ontology annotation, biological process: GPI anchor biosynthetic process; protein localization to plasma membrane. The record is from RefSeq and is a predicted model, not a curated record.
AUGUUUUGUUGAUUUUUUUGAUCAAUCUUUUUUUUUUCAAUGAAUAAUUAUGAUGAAUGCAGAGCUGAAACAUCGUCGUGAACAAUUUAUCCAUGGUAAUCACGGCAGUAAUGGACCUUGGGAAAUAUUUCAAUUGAUUAUAAUCGCUCAAUUUUCUCAUAUUUUGUACGAAUCGUUUAUAUUUGCUUUUCCAAAUCUACGAAAAACAUGGCCCAUUCUGUUGUUUAUCAUCGAUUUUUUGAUGAUAUAUUCACCAUUCAUUAUGGCUGUAACCGUCUGGCAUGAUCAUAUUGUUUUGUUAUUAACAACCAUUUCAGUAUUGAUAUUGUUCAAUUUUUCCAUUUAUGUCAUGUACAAUUCGAAACGUAUUUGUUGGCGAAACAUUGGCCAACAAUCAAUACAGUAUCCUGAUUCAAAAAGAUUUCCAUACAUAUCAAAUAUGAUGUCAUCAUUAUUAUUGGCCACAUGUUUAGCCAUAUUUGCCGUGGAUUUUCGCUCAUUUGAUCGCCGUUUUUCCAAAACAGAAAUGUACGGUUGGAGUUUGAUGGACGUUGGUGUCGGUUGUUUCAUCGCCAUCAAUGGUGCAUUGUCUCCAGAAUCUCGGUUGAUAAAUAGCAAUGUUUCUUUGAUAGCGAGAUUUAUGAAAACUUUACGCUCUUCAUUUCCAUUAUUGGUGAUUGGAUUCAUUCGUUUGGCAGCAGUCAAAUCGGUAAACUAUCAAGAACAUGUUACUGAAUAUGGUGUUCAUUGGAAUUUUUUCUUUACAAUCAGUUUUGUCAAGAUUCUAUCUUCAAUUUUAUGUGCCUUUCUUGGUAGUAGAAUCAAUCUUUGUGCUGUAUCGAUAAUGGUGAUGAUUGUACAGCAAAUGAUGCUCAAAAUAUUUGGCACCGAAUUCAUAAUGGAUUCAUCGAAUCGUACAUUGAAUGUAUUCACAGCCAACAAAGAAGGACUAUUGUCAUUGCCAGGAUUCAUUUCCAUUUAUUUAUUUUUCGUUCAAUUGGGUAGAAAUUACAUUCCAAAAAGAGAAAAAGUUUCCGAACUAUUAUCGAUUAGCAUGCAAAUCAUAAUCAUUGGUUUACAAUCAUUGGCAAUAAUGUUUGCCGCUCAUCAUCUAUUGGAACCAGUAUCACGACGUGAAGCAAAUAUGUCAUUCAUUUGUUUUAUCAUUUGUUGUGCAUGUUUAAACAUUUUGAUCGAACUAGUCUAUUUCCUUUGGAUACAGAUAGCUAAACCGAAUUUUUCCGAUUAUGAAAGUUUGGUUUUUACCGUCAUCAAUCGAAAAGGAUUAUUGAUAUUUUUGAUAGCCAAUCUUAUAACAGGCCUCGUCAAUCUUACCAUUGAUACGAUGGCCAUGAACAAUGUAAUGUCUGUGUUAUUGAUUCAUUUGUAUGGUGUUAUUCUUACAUUUUCUGGUUUUAUUUUGGAUAAAAUUUUUCGUUAAAUAAAUUUCUUUA